Messenger RNA from Chlorocebus sabaeus (green monkey), 729 nucleotides. NCBI's taxonomy places the organism in Eukaryota, Metazoa, Chordata, Mammalia, Primates, Cercopithecidae. The record is from RefSeq and is a predicted model, not a curated record.
AUGCAUCUCCGGGUGGACGCUGUGGCCACUGAGUACCUGCGUCUCAGGAAGAGGGUCUGGCGGGGCCUCCCCCGGGACCUGUCCCGCGUCCACGGACCACGGAGCGCAGGAGCCGCCGCGCCCUCCGCGAAACAGCGUCCCGAGGCGCGCCACGGAAGGGCCCAGCUGGGCGAGGGACCCGGUCCCCGCACGGGCCGCCCUGAGCGGCGGGGACGCAGGAGGGGCUCCCGGCUCCACCAGCGCCUGCCCCAGACGGGGACCUGGACCCGCGAGGACCUGGAGCCCCGCCCGCGGCUGCCCCCCAGAGCCGCCGCCCCGAGGCCGCAGCGGCCGGGGCUGCUCCGAGGAGGACACGCCAGAGGCCAGAGACUCCGGCGGCCCCGCGCUGCCUCCCGUCUGCGGAGCGGGCGAGCGGCGGGGCUGGGUGAGCCGGACCCGGGAGCACGGCUGGCGGCGCUCGGCCUUCGAUGGGGAGCGACAGCUUAGAGGGUUUUUCCUGUGCCGGCCGCCGGCCACGCUGGGCUGCAUCACCGCCGCACCUGCCUGCGCGGGCGCCGGGCACCGCGGGCGGGAGCUUCUGGCCGAGCUGCACUUCCCCAAGGAGGCUCCGCGGCCUGGGAACAGCAAGGCCGGGACCAGCGGGGCUGCACCGCCCUGCACGUGGCAGCCACGUACCUUGGAGAUGGUGACGCGGCUGGUGGGGACCUAGGACGCCGAUGUGGACAUUAG